This is a messenger RNA of Procambarus clarkii (red swamp crayfish), 1274 nucleotides long. The record is from RefSeq and is a predicted model, not a curated record. Lineage: Eukaryota; Metazoa; Arthropoda; Malacostraca; Decapoda; Cambaridae.
AUGGGCAGUGCCGUCUGGAGUACACAGACACUACAAGGGUGUGCGGCAGUGUGUGGGCCCUGGAUACCACACUGGAUACCACACUGGAUACCAGUGUGGUAUCCAGAGCUCACACUGCCGUUAACAGUAUGGUCCCUGGAUAAAACCAUUCACCAGGGCCCCUAUCCAGAUGAUGAGCCCCAGGCGUCCGCUAGAGUAUGGAUGCUGAUCUUCAAAAAUGACGGUCUGGAGGGCGUUAAUGCAAGCAUUCGGGUGAUUCUUGCUGCCGCUGUCGCCGCUGUGACCUUUGCCGCACCUCAGUACGGAGUGCAGCAGCCCGGUCCAACCUACACUGCCCCUGACCCCACCUACACAGCUCCCGACCCCACCUACACAGCUCCCGACCCCACCCUGACGACACUCCCUCAAGCCAGCGUAGUUCCGGAAGUUGUGCCCAUCAUUAAGGACGAGCGUGAACAGGAGGAUGACGGAACGUUUACUGUCUACGUGGAGGCCGGCAAUGGCAUCACUCAGGUGGUGUCUGGCGCUCCCAGCGGCCCUGAUGGAGCUGUGGUCUUGUCUGGAGAAUACUCCUACACUGCUCCUGACGGCAAUCCCGUCAAUGUGAAGUUCGUCGCCGACGAGAACGGCUACCAGCCCCAGUCUGACCUGCUGCCAGUGGCUCCUGAGUUCCCCCACCCAAUCCCCCAGUUCGUGCUGGACCAGAUCGCCUUCGCCGCUCAGGAGGACGCUGCCAACGCCGCCGCACAAGAAGCUAGUGCUUUACCUGCUCCUUCACAGACCUACAUCCAGCCUCAGUAACACUUGUUGCCUGUCAUUACACAUGUAACUCAACACUGUUGAAAGCUUUACAUAGUUGUGUUUCUUAUAUUUAUUUGUCUUAGUUAUAUUGCGCACAAUAUGUAACGUGUCAUGUAAUAAAUUAAUGUUCCAAAUAUUUUAUAAAUUUUAUUCUUAAUUCAUAGUUAAAUUUCCAGGUACUGGAUAUAUUUAUAUGAACAAGUUUAGACAAUAUUUCAAUUUUCUUUCACCUGGAGACGUCUUUAUCUCUCCGGACUGGCAAGUACUGUGAUCAUUAUUAACCCUUCUCUCACGUACUUUUUUUGUUGCUGCUCAUAUGAUUAAGCUCAUUUGUAAUGGUUUAUUUGCUGCCGUAAUAUAAAAUUGAGCUCUAUCUACACUUGAAACUGUGUUAUAGAGUCUUCACCAUCACAUUUUCUAGUCCAUCAUUUGUUAACUACACUGAUAAAAAAAAUUCUUAUGUCUCAUUAGUU